Messenger RNA from Anas platyrhynchos (mallard), 5368 nucleotides. RefSeq names its product spalt like transcription factor 4 (gene SALL4). Gene Ontology annotation, biological process: regulation of transcription by RNA polymerase II. The record is from RefSeq and is a predicted model, not a curated record. Gene Ontology annotation, molecular function: RNA polymerase II cis-regulatory region sequence-specific DNA binding; DNA-binding transcription factor activity, RNA polymerase II-specific. Gene Ontology annotation, cellular component: nucleus. NCBI's taxonomy places the organism in Eukaryota, Metazoa, Chordata, Aves, Anseriformes, Anatidae.
CCCGGCAGGGCGCACGCCUUUGUCAGCCGGGCCGGGCCGAGCCGAGCCGAGCCGUGCCGGGACUACAUCGCCCAGCGUGCCCCGCUGCGCCCUGAUCAAUGGACCUUAUUUGAAUAAUCUGUGAGCCCUUGGACUCAGGCCAAUCAGCUGUCAGGGACCCAUGAUAAAUCGCAAUGCAUUAUUGAUAAUCAUAAUUACUCUGACAUGCGCAUUCCGCCCAAUGGGGGUAAUUUCCCAACUCUAGGAAUUUGUUGUGAAGAGGAAAAAUAAUUGCUACUAUUUUGCUCCCGAUGCUGGUGCACCAUGUCGCGACGGAAGCAGGCGAAGCCCCAGCACAUCAACUCCGAGGAGCAGCCCCCAGAUGCUGCAAGUGGGAGUCCACAAGACGUCCCAGGUGACGGAGAUGGUGAAAUGAGUUCCAAAAGGUGCCGAACAGAGGAAACUAAAAUCUGUGAGAAAUGCUGUGCAGAAUUCUUUGAUCUCUCUGAAUUCCUUGAGCAUAAGAAAAAUUGCACUAAAAAUCCACCUGUCCUAAUCAUGAAUGAUAGUGAGGGAGCAGUACCUCCUGAAAGCUUCUCUGAAGCUUCUGUAGGGAGCUUCCCAAGUGACCGAAUGGAUAGCAGGACACGCAAGGACACUCAGGCAAAGGGCUGCACUGGCUCUACGGAAAAGAGAGAAGGAAAAAUGGAUGCUGAAUCGGUAGGAGGAAUGUACCUUAAAAUAGAACCCCCUGCUGCGCCUGCGACUCCUGGGCUAAGCUAUCUACCAAAAUCCAAAGUACCAAACACUAAUGUGACUUUGCAGACGAUACGUGGCACUAAAGUGGCUGUGAACCAGCGUACCUCCGAUGCCAUCUCUUCUUCAGCAGCCAGUUUUAAUGCUAUUCCGAUGAUCCUGGAGCAGCUUGUGUGUUUGCAGCAGCAGCAGCUCCAGCAAAUCCAGCUGACGGAGCAAAUUCGCAUUCAGAUUGCCAUGAUGGCUCCCCAUGCCCUGCAUCCUUCUAUAGCUGCUGCUGCUGAUCCGCUGAAAGCUCUGGGUGCUCACAUGUCUCAGCAGCUGUCGGCUGCUGUUGCUUUAAUCGGACAAAAAGCUGGAAGCCAGAGCCUAUCACUGGAAUCCUUGAAGCAAGGAAAACUACCUCAUUCUAACACUGGCGUUGCGGCUGCUGGUUCGCUAGCUGCCGGGCUUUCCUCCUCCUUCCCCUUGAAGCCGGAGGCAAGCAGAAGCUUCCCUGGCUCUAUUUCUCGGUUCCCGAAUCCUUUGCUACCUCAGUCCUCCCACUCCGUCAUCUUCCAAAAUCCGCUUUCGGCUGUUUCUUCUGUAAUAGAUUCCUCAAAGAGGGUGAAGGGGAAACCUCCCAAUAUUUGCGUGUCCGAAAGCAAAUCGAAUGCAGAAGAGCCGUUCUUCAAACACAAGUGUAAAUUCUGCGGCAAGGUCUUUGGCAAUGACAGUGCCCUGCAGAUUCACCUCCGUUCCCACACCGGUGAGAGACCCUACAAGUGUAACAUUUGUGGCAACCGCUUUACAACCAAAGGAAACCUUAAAGUGCAUUUUCAGCGUCACAAAGACAAAUAUCCCCACAUAAAGAUGAAUCCGUACCCAGUUCCUGAGCACCUGGACAAUGUUCCCACUAGCAGCGGAAUCCCUUAUGGGAUGUCUGUGCCACUGGAUGAGUCCAACCUAAUUGUGGAUAGCAAACCUCUCCUAACAACCCUGCCUACCUCUGCGGCCACCAGCACACCUCAGAAUGUGUCCAACCUAGCAGGCAUCAAGGAGUCCCUGCCCAGUACGUUCUCUGGUGACCUGCAGUCAAGGCCUUCUCCAGAAAGUGAAGGUGGCUCUUCCUCAUCAGGGGCAGUCGGUCACGAAUCAGGAACAGAGCAGAGCUUGAGUUCACCACAAGCUGCCUGCAGCACGAGCAUCUUCAAUGCUGGUGGGUCCAACGAGCAAGGCUCUGAAACAUCAAAGCUUCAGCAGCUGGUUGAAAACAUUGACAAAUCCACUGCUGACCCCAAUGAGUGUCUGAUCUGUCACAGAGUGCUAAGCUGUCAGAGCUCCCUCAAAAUGCAUUAUCGUACUCACACUGGAGAGAGGCCGUUCAAGUGUAAGAUCUGUGGUCGUGCCUUCUCCACUAAAGGGAACCUUAAAACUCACUAUGGUGUCCACCGAGCCAAUACUCCUCUGAAGAUGCAACAUUCAUGUCCUAUUUGCCAGAAGAAGUUUACAAACGCAGUUGUGCUGCAGCAGCACAUCCGCAUGCAUAUGGGGGGACAGAUACCUAAUACACCCAUACCCGAAAACACCUCUGACAACACUGAUGUGGAUCCUGCUGCAGCUGAGAAGAACGGAGACAUCAGCCGCCCAGAUGAGAACGUGGAGAACAUAGAGAUGGAAGAGGACCUGGAGUCUCAGGAUGGCCCUAGGAGUUCCUCAAAACCUCCUACUCCAUAUGAUGCACAAUCAGAAUCUCCAGCCACGGCAUCUGGCUUCUCUGGUAUUGCAGCACUGGAGAAUCAAAUGAAGAUUGUCAGCUCUGCUUUGAACUUGCAACGGCAAAGCAGCGUGAAGUCCAGCGACAAUGGUUCCGCAGAAAGUGAUGGCAUGACAAAUGAUUCAUCUUCUGUGGCAGGAGAUCCAGAUUACCAGAACGGCAGGAGUCCUGCUGCCUCUGAGUCUGCAUCCAUCCAGGCUUUGUCCCCAGCCAACAGCCAAGCCGAGAGUGUGAGGUCGAAGUCACCUAGCUUCAACAGUCAGGAAGACGCAGGCACAGGAAAUAAAUCAGAGGGUCCUGAGAAUGCUUCAGGAGAAAUGGAAGGAGUUGUUGCUUUGGAUUUAACUUACGGCAAUAUUGGUCGGAAGGUCAUUAAAGAAGAACCUGGCUUACACUUUGCAAAUGGAGAAUAUGGCCGAACUAGUAUUCCAGCUGCUUUUGUUAGGGCCCCACCAGCCCUCAUAAAAAUGGAAAUGCCGAGCGAGCGUCCCAUUAGCACUAGCCAUUUCAUUGGCCCACCAGCUCUCUCCCCUGGUGUUGCCCCUCUCCUUGUGCCACGACCGAAAUUCUGCCGUCCAGCCAAACAGCACAUCUGCACUACGUGUGGGAAGAACUUCUCCUCUGCCAGUGCCCUGCAGAUUCACGAACGGACCCAUACCGGUGAGAAGCCAUUUGCCUGCACCAUCUGUGGGAGAGCCUUCACAACGAAAGGAAACCUGAAAGUCCAUGUAGGAACUCACAUGUGGAAUAACUCUGCCAGGCGGGGAAGAAGGCUUUCAAUUGAUAACCCCAUGGCUCUGCUGGGGAAUGAUCCCAAGAAGGUAUCUGAAAUGUUUCCAAAGGAUAUAAUGCCUCCUUCAGUGAGCAUUGACCCCACAGUAUGGAAUCAGUAUGCAGCGGUACUCAGCAAUGGCAUAGCAAUGAAGACUAACGAGAUCUCGGUGAUCCAGAGCGGUGGCUUACCUACCCUUCCAGUCACCAUUGGGGGUGGUUCGGCAAUAAAUACUGCUACGGUUUCCAAAAUAGAUGGGACCCAGUCUGGGACUGGUUCUGAUACGGAGAAGGCCAGUGGUGCUGCUGCAGACAACGUGCCAAAACAUCAGUUCCCUCAUUUCAUGGAGGAGAACAAAAUUGCUGUUAGCUAGAAACUCUAGUGAAGUUGACGUACAAAAAGAACAAAGAUAUAUAUACACAAACAUAUAUUUUUAAGAGAUUCCACUUCAGCCUCCUAUUUUCCUAUUGAUGUGCAAAUGAUUUUAUGGUUGUCUUUGUAAGAGUUGCCCAGAGUACAAUCAUGAUAUUGCUUUGCAAAUAGUAAAUAAUAAAGAAUAGGAUUUCCUUCUAUUUGGAAAGAUGCGGGUCUUGCAAAGUAGUUCUUAUGUGUGACUUUAAUGUGUACAGCCUUACAGAAGUUUCUACAACUUGAAAUUCCAAAGGUUAGAAUAUUUACCUCUUUGUUUAGAGUGGAAUACUUGGGGGUUUUGAAUAGAGUGGAAACAACCUACUGUUGAUGGAAAAGCUUAUAUUUACUGAUGAGAAAUGAAAACUAUUAAUGCGGGUAAAUAUCCUAGAAUGUCUGCCACCCUCUUAGAAGUAGUUUUUCUGUUUGGAUUUUUGGCUCUGUGUGGUUUCUGAAUGUACUUUUUACUAUAAUGGCUAUAAGAACUACAAAGUCUUUUUUUUUUUUAAAUUCCUUUUUUGCCUCAGAAGUUCUAUGAAAGGAAGUUGCUGUUUUUCUUUAAUCACUGCUUCUAAGGAAUUGAUUCUCUGUAUUGUUGACUGCUGCUUAUUUAAUACUACUACUAGGACAGUUCUCCAAGUGUAGUGCCAAAACUCCUACUUCCAAAGAUGUGCAGUUUUUCCUAGAUGUUUUAUUUCAAUACCAAGAGCCCCAAACAAACAUGGGUGGGUAUGUAUAUACUUUUUUUUUCCUCUCUUGAAAGGGAAGACUUGCCUUGGGAAGUCAGGUCUAAAAGCUCUGCAAGGAAUCUCAGGUGACUGUUGCAAUUAGGCAUGGGAACUGGUUUCCUUCGCAAGAGAUUUCUUUUUUUUAUUUUUAUUUUUUAAUUUGGGUAAUUUAGAAGAUCAGUCUGUGUAAACCUGUAUUUAAAUAUGAAGUAUUCAUGCUUAGGUUAAAUGUUUUGUGGGUUUUUUGGAUGGCAUUCCUACUCUGGUCAUUAAGUUUCUUGGUGGUCUGUGAACUUGCAUUCUGCCAAAAUGGUAAUUAAUGAUCCAUGUGUAUUGUAUGAAGGUUGCUGGGAUGGUCAUCUGGAUUCUAAGUUAUCUACCUCAUUUUUUUUCCUUUUGUAGAUGUAGUGUCUAUUUUUCUAUUAAUGACCACUGUAAUGAACUGAGAUUCAAGCAGAUGCUUCCAUGCACUAUCUGAAACCAAAACCUGAUGUAUUAGUGGAAGCACCUGAAGACUUUACUGGACUGACCUUUCACUAUUCCUCUAACGUCUGCUGGAACUAUGUGUAAUGGGAUCUAAACCAGACUGGAAACUGAGCAUUUGGUAUGGAAGGACUGAACAAUGGAAAGAAGUCUUUUGACUGCAGGAAAUCAAGUCCAGUCUCUGUUGUGGAAGGCCCCAAAAAUGCAGAUUACCAAAAGUUUGUGUAAUGUUGUUGCACCUGAUUCUUGCUUAUGAUCUCUGUAUGCCGAGUUGUGCCUUUCCUGCUGGACUUGUAAGUAAGAACAUACCAGUACCUGUUUACACUGUAAGAUGGAUAUUGUUACAUAGAACAUGCAAAAGGCAUCCCAAUUGUCAAGUUUUCUGCAUUGUGAAUGUAUGACUUUUAAGAACUCUGUAGUUUUGAGUAUCUACUGAUGCGUUUCUGUUGACAUUUUGAGAAUAAAUUUUGGGAUGGCUUUUUCACA